Messenger RNA from Penicillium brevicompactum, 1200 nucleotides. Its product is annotated as TauD/TfdA dioxygenase family protein. The transcript is spliced from 2 exons. The record is from RefSeq and is a predicted model, not a curated record. Gene Ontology annotation, molecular function: 2-oxoglutarate-dependent dioxygenase activity. Lineage: Eukaryota; Fungi; Ascomycota; Eurotiomycetes; Eurotiales; Aspergillaceae. Bases 1 to 1200 code for a protein of 399 amino acids. Gene Ontology annotation, cellular component: cytoplasm.
AUGGCCCCCUCACUGGAAGAGCCCGUGGUGGCUGAGACAACACAAUUCACUGUCCCGGUGCUCAAGAAGAACAUCGCCGCCAAUGGCGACAACAAAUUUGGAUAUCAGCCUGGCCGGACACCAGUCACUCAACACGACAACUACGCACAUGAUGACUUCUUGCCCAGCUUCCCAGACAUCCAUUGGGCUCCGCUUGAAUACACAGAAUACGAAGACAAGGGAUUGCGAGGUGACCCCAAGUUCCGCAACCUGUUGAGGGACGCCACCGGAGUCUUUGAUCACAACCCUAAGAUUGGAACUGAAAUCCAGGGUGUGGACCUUGCUACACUUGACGAUGCUCAGAAGGAUGAUCUCGCCCGGUUGAUUGCCUACCGUGGUGUUGUUUUCUUCCGUUCUCAGAAGAACUUCGAUGUUGAUGCCCAGCGGGCACUCGGAAGGUACUGGGGCAAGCUGCACAAGCAUGCAACCACAUCAGUUCCUCGCAAGGCCGGUCUCGAGGACGUCCAUGUUGUCUACACUGGCGACAACUCGGGCGACAACCGCGCCCUCUUCACUCCCAGCUUCCUGUGGCACUCUGACGUGACCUACGAGCUGCAGCCACCAUCUUACACAUCCCUCAAGCUCCUCAGCGGCCCACCCCGUGGAGGCGGUGGCGACACCCUGUGGUCAUCUCAAUACGCCGCCUAUGACGUCCUUUCAUCCCACAUGCAGACCUACCUCAAGGGCCUGACAGCAGCCCACUCAGCAGACAUGCAAGCCAACGACUCCCGAGCUCUGGGCCGUCCUGUGCGCCGUGAACCAGUCACCACUGUGCACCCUCUCAUCCGCACCAACCCUGUCACCGGCUGGAACGGUCUCUUCUUCAACCCCGGCUUCGUGAAGAAGAUCAUUGGCAUUCCUGCUGCUGAAAGUGACGCUAUCAUCCGCUACCUCACCGAUGUGAUUGCCACCACACAGGAAAUGCACGCCCGCUUCUCAUGGGGUGCUGAUGAUGUUGCCCUUUGGGAUAACCGAUCUACCAACCACAGUGCUUCUUAUGGAUUCACACCGCACCGCCGCCAUGCCAUUCGUGUGGCUGUUCAAGCUGAAAAGCCUGUGUUGGAGGAGACUGGUAUCUCACAGGAGGACGAGUUGAAUGCCUUGUACGGACUGCCGGCAGUUAACAAGGAUGGAUCUCGCCAGUCAAACUACAAUGACUAA